This is a messenger RNA of Amaranthus tricolor (Joseph's coat), 2024 nucleotides long. RefSeq names its product AAA-ATPase At5g57480-like. The record is from RefSeq and is a predicted model, not a curated record. The transcript has a single exon. NCBI's taxonomy places the organism in Eukaryota, Viridiplantae, Streptophyta, Magnoliopsida, Caryophyllales, Amaranthaceae. The coding region runs from base 83 to 1675 and encodes 530 amino acids. Gene Ontology annotation, molecular function: ATP hydrolysis activity; ATP binding.
AUACUCCCCAUUUUACACAAACAACCUACAAAAUCUCUCAAAAAAUUAUACUUUCAUUUUAAAAAAAAAAAAAAACAAAAUCAUGAGAGAAAUUUGGACUUCAUUAGCAUCGUUAAUGGGUAUUUUAGCUUUUUGUCAAAGUCUGCUAUCAACCAUUUUCCCACCUUCAUUACGCUACACUUUUCUCAAAUUUUUCAACCGAAUUUCCAAUUACUUCUCUUGUUACUGUUACUUUGACAUCACUGAGAUUGACGGCGUUAAUACUAACGAACUUUAUAACGCCGUUCAACUCUACCUGAGUUCCACCGCAGCCGCUGCAUCUGCUUCCGCCGGGAGAUUGAGUUUAACUCGUUCCGUUAACUCCUCCGCCGUUACUUUCGGGUUAGCCCAUAAUGAUAUUCUGUUCGAUUCUUUUAACGGCGUUUCAUUUCAGUGGGAACAUAUUGUAACCCAAAGAUCCGCCCAAUCGUUCUCAUGGCGACCCGUACCCGAUGAAAAACGUGGGUUUACUCUCCGGGUUAACAAAGGGUCCAAAGAUAUGGUAUUGGGUCCUUAUUUGGAUCACAUCAUGGAGCGGGCCGGGGAAAUCCGAAGACAGAAUCAGGAUAGGUACUUGUAUACCAAUUCCCGAGGCGGGUCGAUGGACUCGGCCCGGCCCGGUCAUCCGUGGGAAGCAGUACCGUUUAAGCACCCUUCUACAUUCGACACGCUGGCGUUAGACUUGAGGCGGAAGGCUGAAAUCAUGGCUGAUCUUAAGGAGUUCGCUAGCGGUGAAUCCUUUUAUCGGGAUACGGGCCGGGCCUGGAAGCGUGGGUAUUUGCUCUACGGCCCGCCCGGAACUGGGAAGUCUAGUAUGAUUGCUGCUAUGGCUAAUUACCUUAAUUAUGAUAUCUACGAUCUUGAGAUUACUGAGGUGGGGUCCAAUUCCGAGCUUAGGAAGCUUCUUAUGAAGACCACCACAAGAUCAAUCAUCGUUAUCGAAGAUAUUGACUGUUCGAUCGACUUAUCGGAUCGACAAUCGAAGAAUAGGUCAAAAAACCGCCAGUUACUCCACUCUCAUCCGAGCCGGGAUGAUGGGCCAACCGGGCCGGGCUCGGUAACCCUAUCGGGUUUACUGAAUUUUACAGAUGGGUUAUGGUCGUGUUGUGGAAGCGAGAGGAUAUUCGUGUUUACCACCAAUCAUGUGGAGAAGCUUGAUCCGGCAUUGCUUAGGAGUGGAAGGAUGGAUAUGCACAUUGAGUUGAGUUAUUGUUGUUUUGAAGCGUUGAAGAUUUUGGUGAAGAACUAUGUGCGUUUAGAUGUGGAUGAAGAGGUGGAUGUCGAGACGGGGUCAGAGUUAGAGAGGGUGGUGGACAUUGCGAGGAUGACUCCGGCUGAUGUGAGUGAGGUUUUGAUUAGGCAUAGGAGGGAGGGGAAGAAAGCUGUGAUGGAGCUUUUAGAUGAGUUGAAGAGGAGGGUGGAGGUUAAAAUUGUAAAAAGGUUGGAUUCGAGAUUUGAAAAUGAGGAAGAAGAAGAGAAGAGAGAGCUUGAGAUGAUGGAUAGCAAUGGAGUUGUUAAUGUUAAUGUUAAUGGUGAUGAUGAAAAUGAGAAGAAGGAUAAAGAGGGUAAGGUGGUGUUGGUUAAUAGUUUUUGUUCAAUUGAAACUCAUGAUGAUGAAAAUAAAAAGUUUGAUUAGUUUUCAAAUAGAUAAAAAAAUAAUAAUAAAAUGAUAUUAGUACAAUGUUUAAUUUAUUGGUUCUCUUAACUUUUUCUUCAAUUAUUUUUGUAAGAUUUAAGAAAAAAGAAAAAAUAAACUGAGGGAUGAGAAGAUUGGAAAAGAGAAUUUGGGAACAAAGGUGUUGAAAGUAUAGGUUAGUCCAUCUCCAAUCUUCAUCUAUUGGAGUUGGUAAGAUGUUCAUUAAUCAUCAUCAUAUCCUUUUAACAUAUUUUGUUUUACUUAAAAAUUGAUACUAAGAGUAGUAUUAGUAAUAGUUUAUUUCUGACCGUUUUGAAACACAUGCUAUGAAUAUUAUUUAUCUUUUAAA